Messenger RNA from Corticium candelabrum, 1449 nucleotides. RefSeq lists its product as uncharacterized. Gene Ontology annotation, molecular function: L-2-aminoadipate:2-oxoglutarate transaminase activity; pyridoxal phosphate binding. The coding region runs from base 7 to 1221 and encodes 404 amino acids. NCBI's taxonomy places the organism in Eukaryota, Metazoa, Porifera, Homoscleromorpha, Homosclerophorida, Plakinidae. Gene Ontology annotation, biological process: biosynthetic process. The record is from RefSeq and is a predicted model, not a curated record. The transcript has 10 exons.
ACGAGAAUGUUUUCUGCACCUACGCUUUCUGCAGGAUGGCCAGCAUCCGUGCUACUGUCUAAAGCGGCAUCUUACCUUACACAAGCAGCUUCUGAUGCAUUGAUGAAAACUGAGUCCGAUGGUGUAUCACUACUUGAGUAUGGCCCAGUUGAGGGUCUUUCAACUUUUCGUGAAGUGCUGGCUGCGUACCUCAGCAAAGAAUACCAAGACGAUGUGCACGUGGACAGUCAUUCGUACUAUAUUUUUAAUCGCAAUGACUUGUUCAUAACAUGUGGAGCCACAUAUGGACUGUACUUGCUUGCUACACUGUUCUUCCACUCGGGUGACAUGGUUUUUAUGGAAGAGGCAUCAUACCAUCGAGUUGCAACUAUUCUAGGAGAUGAGCUCAAAUUGCAAGUUAUUCCUGUAUCUAUGGAUAAAUGUGGCAUUUUAACUGAAGAUCUCAAAAAGGUUGUUGAAAAGACUCUAUCAACUGUUCCAAGAAAACCUGCUUCCUCAUUGCAAUCGUUUAGAGCAAUGCUAUAUCUUAUACCAAUUUUUCACAACCCAACUGGAAUUUGCUUGUCUCAUGAACGUUGCCGUGAAGUAAUUGAUAUUGCCAGGAAAAAUGACCUCUUAGUUGUUUGCGAUGAUGUUUACAAUUUAUUGAGUUACACAGAUGAGAAGUAUCCACGUUUGUUUUCAUAUGACAAAAAAGAUGAUCCGGACUACCAGGGAAAUGUUGUUUCUGUUGGUACUUUUUCAAAAAUAUUUGGUCCAGGAAUUCGUGUUGGAUGGUUGGAAGGCCCUCAAUGUGUUCUCAGCUAUCUCAAGACUUGGUCAGCUUGCUGUCAACGUAGUAAUAAUUUAAGUUUGUUUUUGCUUGAAUUUUUAAAUGUGCAUGUGUACACACAGUGCAGUCUCUCUUCAAGCGGAUCCCCGAAUCAUUGUAUGUCAGGAAUUCUGGAAAGAGCUAUAGGACUCGGCUUACAGCAUCAGCUUCUGACUGAAGCGAGAGCAUUUUAUAAAAGAAACAUGUCUGCAAUGUGUCAAGUACUUGAGAAGUCACUUCCACCAUCAGUGAAGUUUACAAAACCCAAGGGUGGAUAUUUCGUAUGGAUAACAAUGCCAAAACAUGUUUGUGCAGAAGAUGUUGUUCAACUCUGUGACAAGGAGUAUGGCGUUGUAGUAAAUGCUGGACACAUAUUGGUUUUAAUUCUUACUCAUCCGUGCUGGUUUUAGUUUGAUGAUUUAUUGUAUUAAUAUUUUUUUUCUAGAUUUAGUUGCCGCGGUGGUGCAUUUACUAAUUGCUUGAGGCUCUCGUUCAGCUGUUUGCAAGAAGAUGAAUUGAUUGAGCAAACAACUAAACUCACAAGAGCGAUCUGCACAGUUCUGAAACAAUCAGUCUAACUCCAAACUCAGUGAUGAACAAAAUGUAUUUAGGUUAUAAACUGGUUAAUUAAAAACCUA